AUGUUCAAUGACUUGUGCAAGAGAAGUCUAUGCCAAACAAACAACUCACCUGUCUCCGCUCCAAACCACUCGCCUGUCUCCGCACCAAACCACUCGCCUGUCUCCGCACCAAACCACUCGCCUGUCUCCGCUCCAAACCACUCGCCUGUCUCCGCUCCAAACCACUCGCCUGUCUCCGCUCCAAACCACUCGCCUGUCUCCGCACCAAACCACUCGCCUGUCUCCGCACCAAACCACUCGCCUGUCUCCGCUCCAAACCACUCGCCUGUCUCCGCUCCAAAACACUGUCUCGCCUGUCUCCGCACCAAACCACUCGCCUGUCUCCGCACCAAACCACCCGCCUGUCUCCGCACCAAACCACCCGCCUGUCUCCGCACCAAACCACCCGCCUGUCUCCGCACCAAACCACCCGCCUGUCUCCGCACCAAACCACCCGCCUGUCUCCGCAACAAACCACUCGCCUGUCUCCGCACCAAACCACUCGCCUGUCUCCGCACCAAACCACUCGCCUGUCUCCGCACCAAACCACUCGCCUGUCUCCGCACCAAACCACUCGCCUGUCUCCGCACCAAACCACUCGCCUGUCUCCGCACCAAACCACUCGCCCGUCUCCGCACCAAACCACUCGCCCGUCUCCGCACCAAACCACUCGCCCAUCUCCGCACCAAACCACUCACCCGUCUCCGCACCAAACCACUCACCCGUCUCCGCACCAAACAACUCACCCGUCUCCGCACCAAACAACUCACCUGUCUCCGCACCAAACAACUCACCUGUCUCCGCACCAAACCACUCACCUGUCUCCGCACCAAACCACUCACCUGUCUCCGCACCAAACAACUCACCUGUCUCCGCACCAAACAACUCACCUGUCUCCGCACCAAACAACUUACCUGGGAUAAAACAACUCACCCAGUCACAGAUUUCCAUUUAUAUUUAAUAUGA
Messenger RNA from Oncorhynchus masou masou (cherry salmon), 945 nucleotides. RefSeq lists its product as uncharacterized. The coding region runs from base 1 to 945 and encodes 314 amino acids. The record is from RefSeq and is a predicted model, not a curated record. The transcript has a single exon. Lineage: Eukaryota; Metazoa; Chordata; Actinopteri; Salmoniformes; Salmonidae.